Molecule: messenger RNA, 2607 nt
Organism: Sinocyclocheilus grahami
Lineage: Eukaryota; Metazoa; Chordata; Actinopteri; Cypriniformes; Cyprinidae
Gene: gpr176
Product: G protein-coupled receptor 176
Exons: 3
Coding region: 656-2296 (546 amino acids)
Biological process (GO): G protein-coupled receptor signaling pathway
Cellular component (GO): plasma membrane
Molecular function (GO): G protein-coupled receptor activity
Source: RefSeq, a predicted model, not a curated record
UGUCACUCGCAAUGAAGCCUGUUCGCUAAAGAUCACACACUGACUCGAUAUUUAGCGUGAUAUGCGUUUACCAAAAAUCGUUUUUUGACACUUGGAUAUGGCUGUGAUCAUUCAUAACGAUCUCAUACGGGUAUGUUGGUAAUUUCUCUGGCAUUUUCUCUAUGGCUUAUCGUACACAGUUUAGACGAUUAUUAGCAUACAGUAGCAUAUUGUAGUAACCCAAUGCUCGCGAAAUAUUGUAUAUAACCCGUAUUCUUUUAUGUUCGUCUGUUCACACGGCUAGUGAAAUGAAGUUGAGUUGUGAGACGCGAGACAAGCGCGUGUCACUGUCGUAUCGCUCCAUCAAUGACAUUGUAUAUGCGAUCUGUACUGAGUAAUCAAAAUUAUGUCUUUAUUUAUAUCGCAAAUAUUCCUUUCAAUAUCGCGAUUCUGAAAAGGCAGUUGUUUAGCGACAAGAUCUGCAAUGUGCAGUCCUGCAUGGGAUAUUUUAUUAUCGAGAACGAUCUCCGUCCAGCGUUUUCGAUCAUUUUGAGGAACUGGAGAAAACUCGCGAGUUAAUCAUGUUGGACUCGACAUAACGCUCGAGCCCUGUUCACCAAUAACGUGUGCGCGGCGAGACCAGAGCCGAAGAAUUCUGGUGGCGCCUCAGAUAUGAAUGAUGAUGGAGGCGGAUAACGCGGAGAGCUGGUUUCCUCUGUCAGGAAACGGAACCGCACGUUUAAACGCAUCUAACCUGGGUUUCCUGAACGCGUCGUCUCCGGUGGGUCUGUGGGGUGAUGCUCAGGAUAACGAGGUGACACGACUGGAGGAGAUCCUGCACGCGCAGGAAAGAGCCUACAAAGAUUUCUCUACCACCAUUCAAGUUUUCAUCCUCAUCGGCUCUCUUUUGAGCAAUACUGCAGUGCUGUGGUGCACUUGUUACACCAAUGUCUUCAAAUCAGUCACGAAUCUCUUCAUCAAGAACCUGGCAUGUUCUGGUAUUUGUGCUGGGUUGGUGUGUGUGCCCUUUGACAUAGCCUUGAGUGCCAGUCCCCUAUGCUGCCUAUGGGUCCAUACGCUCCUGCUGUGCAAAGCCAUCAAGUUCCUACACAGGCUUUUCUGCUCUGCCACUGUGCUCAGCUUUGCUGUCAUCGCCCUGGAUAGGUACUACUCAGCGUUGUAUCCUCUGGAGAGAAAGAUAUCAGAUGCCAAAUCCAGAGACCUGGUCAUCUAUAUCUGGGUGCAUGCGGUGGUGGCCAGCGCCCCUGUUUUUGCCGUAAGCAAUGUGACGGAUGUCUACGCCACCUCUUCCUGUUCUGACGGCCAAUCACUUGGACAUCUGGUUUACAUGAUCACAUACAGUAUCACCACACUCAUUUUACCACUAGCAGUGGUGUUUCUAGCCAUGGCACUAAUCCGCCGCGCACUAAGCACCAGCCAGAAGAAGAAAGUGAUCAUCGCGGCACUGCGCACACCACAGAACAGCAUUUCCAUCCCGUAUGUGUCUCAGCGCGAGGCUGAACUUCAUGCCACUCUGUUGUCCAUCGUUCUAGUCUUCGCGCUGUGCAGCACUCCCUACGCCGCUCUGGUCAUAUACCGUUCAGUGCUGGGUGCUGCAAAAGCCUCGUCUUGGUUACAGCUGACUGCUGUGUGGCUGCCGAAGGUCUCUCUUCUCACCAACCCCCUAUUUCUCCUCACAGUAAACCGCUCUGUGCGGCGUUGUCUGCUUGAUAUGCUAGCACGCCUGCAUCGACGCUAUAGCCGAAGGAACAUGGUCAGCAUUGGGGGUCUGGCUGAAGUAGGGCCACUAGGUGGAGAGACUGUGGUUCGCUCUGGUAGUCAACUCCUGGAGAUGUUCAAUAUCGGCCAACAACAGAUCUUCAGACCAAACGAGGACGAAGAAGUUGAGAAUGAAAUUUUCUCUGUGGCCUCCACCAACUUUCAACCCAAAGAUGAAGGACAGAGUGGAAAUGGAGGGGUGGCAAGAGAGCUGCAUCAGCCGCAGUCAGGGGAUGCGGUAAAAGAAGAGGGCUUAGUGUUACCAAGACAUUCUCCUAUUCAGUCAUGUGCCUACUCCUCUUCACAGGUCGCCCCUGCGACUCCCACAGACCCUGAGGAUGCAACACAGUUUGGUUUUGGGCCUUUUGAGUUGCCGCCACAAUGGCUGCCUGAAACCAGGAACAGUAAGAAAAGACUCCUUCCUCCCUUGGGUAACACACCAGAGGAGCUGAUCCAGACCAAGCAGCCCAGAGUUCGGCCCGAGAGACGCAUUAGUCGAAACAAUAAAGUUAGUACCUUCCCCAAUGUGGAUCCAUGAAACAGAGUGCAGUGGACCAAAUCAUAAAAAGCCAAGAAGAAAGAUUGUUUGUGCUUUAUAUCUAAAGUUAUUUUGAGAUGAUUUUCUAUGUGAGUGCAGAACAAUGAAGGACAUGGAGAGUAUACGUUUACAGUAGAAAGUGGGAGGAGUUUACAUGCUCGCUUGCUGUCUAUUUGGACGAUUUAAUAGACAUCCCUUCAUCUCCAUGUACUGACAGAACAGGAAAUUGAUCUUUCACAGGAAAUGCAAGAAAAAAAUAAGGUAGGCAUGGAUUGUAUGACAUUUGUUUUGGUGGAAUGGUCAAUAAAAUG